This is a messenger RNA of Brassica napus (rape), 2537 nucleotides long. RefSeq names its product protein RMD5 homolog. Gene Ontology annotation, molecular function: protein binding; ubiquitin protein ligase activity. The coding region runs from base 1158 to 2303 and encodes 381 amino acids. Gene Ontology annotation, biological process: proteasome-mediated ubiquitin-dependent protein catabolic process. The record is from RefSeq and is a predicted model, not a curated record. NCBI's taxonomy places the organism in Eukaryota, Viridiplantae, Streptophyta, Magnoliopsida, Brassicales, Brassicaceae. The transcript has 2 exons. Gene Ontology annotation, cellular component: nucleus; GID complex; cytoplasm.
UCCAUAAACAAAAGUAUCAAAUCCUAAAGAAAAAAAAUAGAGAACAAUCCACAAUGGUUUUCUCUACAAAUCGCAAAUUCUUUUUCACAUCAUUCUUGUUUUUAAUUAUCCUCACAAAAGCGUCGACGUUUGGUAUUUCAUCACCCAAACAAGUCGUGAUGAUUAACAAAUUAGGCGUACGCCAAACUAUAGACGUGCAUUGUAGAAGCGGGAAUAAAGGGGGUGAUUGGUAGUUGCUGUAGGUGCUGUCCACAGCUCUAUUUAUUUCCACAGCACCAAAUUCAGAGCAAUCAAGCUUUAAAUUCUUUUUUGAAACUACAGCUCUUAAAAUAUCCUACAGCUGUACAAGUGCUCUGCAGAGCCAAAUAUCCAAAGCAAUUUUUUAGUGCUUCAAUAAAAUUCUACAGCAAUAAAAUCUAAAGCCACAGCAAAAAGUCUACAGAUUUUUUUCUACAGCAAAAUAUUUAAAGCUACAGCCAUUACCAAUCGGACCCAAAGAUUUAGGGCCUGUUUCGCUCAGACCUGGAGCUAUUAUGAGUUUAAGUUUCCUACAAAUUCGUGGAUAGCUACAAAGUACACUUGCAGUUUCAGAUGGCCUGACGCAGGCAAAGAGUUGUGGUACGACAUUUUCACAUCGAGUAGAGACGCCAACGUUUGUAAUCUAUGCCUUUGGUAUAUUUUCGACAGUAUAAUUUGUCGGAUGCGACUUGAUAGGGAAGAACCUACAAUUUGUGAUAUUUGGAAUCCUCUCCAUUAGAUAAUAUUUAAUUAUUUUUAAUAUAUAUAUAUAUAUAUUUACUUGAAAACUAAUAAUUAAAAACUAGAUCAAAAUGGUGGUGUUGUUAUUAUCCUUAUAGAAUAAUGAUAUUUGAUUGCUUUUAGAAAUACAAAUUAUAUGAAAAAGAUUUUCGUAUCAAAUCCGAACAGAAACUAAGAUUCGAGUACCUAACAAACAACGCAUCUUCUUCCCGAUUUGUACGUGAUAGUGGUUCCAUGUUUUAAGGAACGAACGUACCUAACUAUCUUUGAUAUGUGUUUCAAAAGUUUACGUUUCCAUAUUCACUUCUUUCAAUGAGUACUUUUGCUUCAUCUCUCUGAUUACUCCAAAACCGAAACGGCAGACUUCCCGUGGCCUUCACGAUUAAUCAGAAGAAAAAAUGGAUCCGAUUGCUACAGUGAAAGAUGGAUUCAACCAAGUUGCCAAGAGACAAAAGCAUUACCACUCCAUUUCCCAAGCUGUCACCGACCGAGCUUUUGAAGGAUUCGUAGAGUCACUCGUUCAGAUCAUAACAAAGAACGACCCCAAAACAGUUCUCGCCGAGCUGAAGCUCAAGCUCGACUCUCUUUUACCGAUCAACCAUCUCCAGGAAUCACAAAAGGAAACGAACACUAGUCUCACCAAGUUCGAGAAAGUUCUCGGAAAAUCUGAUAUGUUUCCAGCCUCCAGAAGCAUUGAUUUGGACCAUCAGCUAGUUGACAAGAUGCUUGUCGAGUAUCUUUACCGACAAGGGUUGUUCGAAGUUGGAGAGAUUCUUAUUAAAGAAGCUGAAGUAGAGGUGGAUGAUCAACUCAGUGAGGCUGUAGCAAGGUCUCUCGAAAUCCACAAAGUAACCGAGCCACUGAAAGAGAAAGACACUGAGCCCGCGAUGAGAUGGAUCUCUGAGAACAGCGAGAAGCUGAAGGAAGACGGUUCAAAACUGGAGAUGGAACUCGUAAGUCUGAAGUACUGGGAGAUGUUAAGACAAAGGAAACGUCCAGAGGCUUUAAGGUUUGCAAGAGCUCAUUUCCCAAAGUUCGCUUCACUCCACAGUGUAAAGAUACGUAAGCUUAUAGUCGCUCUCUUAUGGGUUACAGAUCUUGAGAAUUAUCCUCACGCGGAGGAGCUGUUUCCAUUGGGUUGGGAGGAGGCAAGCAGAGAGCUAACCAAGCUGUACUACAAUCUCCAUGGCCAACCGUCUAGUUCUUUGUUGGCAGUGGCGUUAUCAGCUGGUGUAGAGAGCUUACCGAGGCUUUUGAAGCUGAUUCGUGUGAUGGGUUUGAAGGAAGAAGAGUGGGGAGAGAUGAAAGAGCUUCCGGUUGAUCUGGAGUUGGGUGAUGAGUUUCGGUUUCACUCGGUUUUUGUGUGUCCGGUUAGUAGAGAGCAGAGUGAUGUAUACAACCCGCCGAUGAUGAUGCCGUGUCGUCAUGUUCUUUGCAAGGAAACGAUCUUGAGACUCUGCUUGUGCUGUAGUACUCGCAGAUUCAAGUGCCCUUAUUGUCCUGCAUACACCACAGCUUCUGCAUGCAGACAGUUAUACAUUUGAGAGAUAGUUUGGUCUUGUUCAGCUCAAUAAGUAGUUAUAAGUGACAAAUACAUUUGUUUUCUCCUUAGAGAGCUUUCUUUCUUCUUUAGUCUCUAGUGAAACUAGUUCACAAGAUAUGGAUUGUGUAUCUUGGUAGCUAAGUUAGGGCAAUAAAUGGUGUUUUAUCAUUGGGACUAGCUUUCUUUACUUAAUUACUCCUAAGCAAAACUUAAAUGGUGAUUAACUUAGAAACAG